Molecule: messenger RNA, 1509 nt
Organism: Trichoderma aggressivum f. europaeum
Lineage: Eukaryota; Fungi; Ascomycota; Sordariomycetes; Hypocreales; Hypocreaceae
Exons: 3
Coding region: 1-1509 (502 amino acids)
Biological process (GO): transmembrane transport
Cellular component (GO): membrane
Molecular function (GO): transmembrane transporter activity
Source: RefSeq, a predicted model, not a curated record
AUGGCAGUCAAGGCCGAGGGAGGAAAGACUGAAAUAUUGACGCGUGAUGUGCAUCUGGCAGCUGAAAAGGGCCAAGCCGCUACAGAUAGAUAUGGCGAAGCCCUCGUCGCAUAUGAUGCCGUAGCUGAGCGCAAGCUGCGGCUCAAGAUUGACCUCUUCAUCGUCCCAACCGUGGCUCUCCUCUAUCUCUUCUGCUUCAUUGACCGCGCCAACAUUGGUAAUGCAAGAAUUGCCGGCCUUGCGAGUGACCUCCACUUAGAGGGAAACGACUACAACGCCGUCAUCUCCGUCUUCUUCAUCUCCUACAUCGUCUUCGAGAUCCCAGCGAGCCUGGCGUGUAAAUACAUCGGGCCCGGCUGGUUUCUACCCAUGUCGACGCUCCUCUUUGGCGUCUGCUCACUGGCAACCGGCUAUGUCAACACCAUGGCCCAGGCCGCCGGCGUUCGCUUCCUUCUUGGAAUCUUUGAAGCUGGCAUGAUGCCCGGAAUCGCCUACUACCUGUCUCGCUGGUACCGCCGCUCCGAACUGGCCUUUAGGCUGUCUCUCUACAUUGUCAUGUCGCCGCUGGCGGGGGCCUUUGGCGGGCUGCUGGCGUCUGCCAUCUUGAAGCUCGAUCACGUUGGCGGCGUCCGCUCGUGGCGCAUGAUUUUCGUUGUGGAAGGCAUCAUCACCAUUGGCCUUGGCCUUGUUGGCUUCUUUACUCUGACGGAUCGCCCAGAAACUGCGCGAUGGCUCUCGCAGGAGGAAAAGGAUCUGGCCAUUGCACGUGUCAAGUCUGAGCGGGUUGGUACCACUACAGUCUUGGACACCAUGGACAGGGUAAAGAUUACGAGGGGCAUCUUCAACCCCGUGACGCUUAGCACAGCCUUCAUAUUCCUCUUGAACAACAUCACAGUCCAGGGACUGGCGUUUUUUGCCCCAACAAUCGUGGCUACUCUGUUCAAGGGCAAGACAACCAUCCACCAGCAGCUCCUCACCGUGCCCCCUUAUGUGGUGGGAGCCUUCUUCACGGUCUUGUUCCCCCUUCUGAGCUGGCGCCUCGACAGACGCCAGAUAUUCAUCGUCCUCUCCGCCCCCAUGGUCAUGGUAGGCUACGCAAUGUUCCUCGGCUCAACCGACCAAAAAGUCCGCUACGGCGCAACCUUCCUCAUCGCCUCCUCCGCAUUCGCCCUGGGACCCCUGACAAACGCCCAAGUCGCCGCCAACGUCGUCGGCGACACGGCCCGCAGCGCGGCCAUCGGCACCAACGUGAUGAUGGGCAACGUCGGGGGCCUGAUCAGCAGCUGGGCGUUUCUCCCCUUUGACGCACCAAACUACCAUAUCGGAAACGGGCUCAACUUGGCGACGUCGGGGACGGUCUUGGUGCUGGCUGCGCUGAUGCUGGUGUGGAUGAAGCGGGAUAACAAGAAGCGAGGGAGCGAGGAUAUUGAUGCGGCGUUGGCUGGCUUGACGGAGGAGCAGAUUGAGAACUUGGACUGGAAGCAUCCGGCCUUCCAGUGGAGAUAUUGA